UCUGAAAAAUAAAUUUUCAAAAAAAGAAAUAAAUUAGGGUUCCACACUUGCUUUGUUUGAAGAAAGGAGAUAUUGAUGGACUCGUCAACGCCUGUUCCUUCGUUGCACUUGGCGAUGGCGGCGUUAGUUGGAGCUUCGUUAAUGGCCGUUUCCGCUUUCUUUAUCCACAGACGCAGCGUCGACCACGUCAUCGAUCGCCUCAUCGAGAUCCGCCGUGAUUUUCCGCCGCGGGUUAGACGGUCUCGGAGUCGUGUCGUUUCCGAUGAGGAAGAAGAGGAUGAAGAGGUGGAUUACGGACGAGAUGAUAGACUACCCGAAGUGGAUCGGUGCCGGAACCAUGGAGCGAGUGAGGCUAAGUCUUUUGAUAAGAAGACGGAGGUGUCGAUGAGUUCCCGCAUUUCCAGCUCGAUGCCUAACGUGGCUUUGCGUAAUGAGUGGUUCGAGGAGGAUGCUAAGUUUGAUCAGGCUGUGAGGGAAAGAGUUCAGAAUUGCUCUGCUUCCUCGCUUGAGAAGCUUAACUUUAUUCCUUCGGGUCUUCCUCCUCUUGAAACGUCUGGGAGAGGAGAGAGUAAAACUUUCAGUCACGGUGGUUCCACUACAAGGUUGGCUACCUAUGGUCGGCUAAUGACUCCAAGGUCUCCUGGUGGCAAUGUUGCUGGGGAUUCUGACGAUGAAGGGACAGAGGCUGCAGAUGAGGAUGAGAUUCUUUUUGCCAGCAAAAAUAUUGAUGUUAAUGCAAAUUUAUUAAAGGAUGUUGCUACAAAAGUUCAAAAUUCCUAUUCUGUUCCGAUUAGAGGUGAUAGUGUGAAUCGUGUUCAGGACAAGACUUAUAAAGCUACUGGGAAUGAAGAAAAAUCUAGUGUUAAUAUUGUUGGAAAGGGAAACGUGGAUUCAUCUUCAGUUGGCAUAUUUGAGAAUGAUCAUGUUUUUGCAAAGACUAGUUUACUUCCUAGAAGCACAUUGCAUGAUUCAACAAAUGUAGAAGAGGAGGAAGUAAGGAAGAUGGUACAGGAGUGCUUGGAAUUGCGAGACAAUUAUGUUUACAGGGAGGAGAUUGCUCCAUGGACAAAGGAACCUGUGAAGGAACCUGGCACUCCAAAGGCGAGAUGUGAUCCAUUUCACUUUGAACCUGUUGAAAAAUCAGCGCAUCAUUUUAGGAUGGAAGAUGGAAUUAUUCAUGUUUAUGCAAGUGAAAGUGACACUGUUGAGCUUUUUCCUGUUGCGAGCUCAACAACAUUUUUCACUGAUAUGCAUCACCUCCUAAAAGUCAUGUCAGCUGGAAAUGUUCGCUCUGCUUGCCAUCACCGUCUAAGGUUUCUUGAAGAGAAGUUCCGCCUUCAUCUGUUAGUAAAUGCAGAUAGGGAGUUUUUGGCUCAGAAGAGUGCACCACACAGGGAUUUCUACAAUAUCCGGAAGGUUGAUACACAUGUGCAUCAUUCUGCUUGCAUGAACCAGAAACAUCUGCUUAGCUUCAUCAAAUCAAAACUUAAAAAGGAACCUGAUGAGGUUGUUAUAUUUAGGGAUGGAAAGUAUAUGACGUUGAAAGAGGUUUUUGAGAGUUUGGACUUGUCUGGAUAUGAUCUCAAUGUUGAUUUGUUGGAUGUUCAUGCUGAUAAGAGUACCUUUCAUCGAUUUGACAAAUUCAAUCUUAAAUAUAAUCCUUGUGGGCAAAGCAGGCUUAGAGAGAUCUUUUUAAAGCAGGACAAUCUUAUACAAGGACGUUUUCUGGCAGAAGUUACAAAGCAAGUGCUAUCAGACCUUGAAACAAGCAAAUAUCAGAUGGCAGAGUACAGGGUGUCCAUAUAUGGAAGGAAACAAAGUGAAUGGGACCAGUUGGCAAGUUGGUUUAUUAACAAUGAAAUUUAUAGUGACACUACAGUUUGGUUAAUCCAGCUACCACGAUUGUAUAAUGUGUACAAGCAAAUGGGAAUUGUAAAUUCUUUUCAGAAUAUUCUGGACAAUGUUUUUAUUCCACUAUUUGAAGUUACAGUCGAUCCAAACUCUCAUCCUCAAUUGCAUGCGUUCCUAAAGAUGGUGGUUGGCUUUGAUUUAGUUGAUGAUGAGAGUAAACCAGAGAGGCGUCCUACAAAGCACAUGCUGACUCCCAAUGAAUGGACCAAUGAAUUUAAUCCUGCAUAUUCUUAUUAUGCCUACUACUUUUAUGCAAACCUGUAUACGCUCAACAAGCUUCGUGAGUCAAAAGGAAUGCAAACGAUAAAACUCCGACCUCACUGUGGGGAGGCUGGUGAUAUUGACCAUUUAGCUGCUGCUUUCCUUCUGUGCAACAAUAUAUCCCAUGGGAUUAAUCUCCGGAAAUCUCCAGUUUUGCAGUACUUGUAUUACCUUGCACAGGUUGGAUUGGCCAUGUCUCCUCUGAGCAAUAAUUCCCUUUUCCUGGACUAUCAUCGCAACCCAUUUCCUUCCUUCUUUCAGCGUGGGCUUAACGUUUCACUUUCAUCUGAUGAUCCUUUGCAAAUUCAUUUGACAAAGGAAGCUCUUGUAGAAGAGUACAGUGUUGCAGCACAGGUUUGGAAGCUCAGUGCUUGUGACUUAUGUGAGAUUGCUAGAAAUUCUGUAUACCAGUCUGGAUUUUCGCAUAUGUUAAAGUUGCAUUGGCUCGGGAACAAAUACUUCGAAAGAGGUCCAGAAGGGAAUGACAUUCAGAAGACGAAUGUUCCAAACAUGAGGAUCGCCUUUCGACAUGAGACAUGGAUAGAUGAGAUGCAGUAUCUUUACUCGGGAAGGGCACGAAUUCCAGAAGAAAUUGAUCCUGCGAUGUGAUCGAAAAUUAAUACGGGAACCAUGAAGCAAAUUUUGCAUAGUGGGGUUAUACCGAGUUGGGGAGGGAUUCAGCGUGCUCAAUUUUAAAGAGGCUAUUCUUUGAAGCGUAAUGAGAUUCCAUUAUUUUGCUUUUGCCGAGGCGCAAGGGAUCAAAUCGCAAAGUUAUAUUAGUGAAUUAACUCAGUAUUUUCGCUUUUAAUAAUUAGCGCAAUCCAAGUCUUUUGGCUUUGUGGCUUUACUUAAUGGUAAGGAAAAAAUGUAGCUUUAUUGAUAUGAAUGAUCUUUUUUUCCUUAAAAACUUUUAUUUAUUUUUUUAAGCCGAAGGCAUGCAAU
Molecule: messenger RNA, 3114 nt
Organism: Hibiscus syriacus
Lineage: Eukaryota; Viridiplantae; Streptophyta; Magnoliopsida; Malvales; Malvaceae
Product: probable AMP deaminase
Exons: 19
Coding region: 76-2781 (901 amino acids)
Biological process (GO): AMP metabolic process; IMP salvage
Cellular component (GO): cytosol
Molecular function (GO): AMP deaminase activity
Source: RefSeq, a predicted model, not a curated record